UACAAUUUUCCUGAAUUGUGAUUGGUCGAGGAGAACAAGGGGGCGGGGCGUCGCCCUGCGAUCACAGAGGCGCACUGUAUGAGAGGGCGGAUCUGAGUGCACAUCGGCCAACACUACAGCGUACUGAAUUUUAAAAACAACAACAACGGGAGGAUGGACUUCAGUUUGCGCGAUGCCUUCACAGAUGGGGCACCUAAGGCGACCCAGGACAGCCUGCUGAAGAGGGAUUUCGUGGCUGGGUUGGAGGCACAGACCUACGACGAUAAAGUGGGCGAGACCGUUGGGAAGACAGAAUACCGCCCUCUUCUGGAUGGGAUGGAUGGCAAAAAAGAAGGCCAGACUGGAGGGCAACGUCAGGACCCUCAGGGAGGUAUCCAUCCCAGCCCACCUGGACAAUAUGUCUAUAAGAAUGACUUUCAGUCAGGCCCAACAUCAAUGAUGGAAAAGCCUGUCCAAUUAGGAAACCAGCAGAUGGGAUCUACGGUAAAAGACAACAGCAUGGACUCUUUUCUGGGGUUCUCUCAGCCUGGAAUGAAUAUUGGUAUGAAUAUGAAUGUUGGCAUGGCCCCUUUCCAGAGCUCCAAACCCCCCAGCAUGGGUGAACCUCAGAAGACCUCACCCUUGUUUGCCAAUGAACCACCCAAACCGAGUGAAACAAGCCCUCGUAACAGCCAGGAAAAUUCUGCAGAAGUUUUGGGAAGCCCUUGGAAAGCUGAGGAAGUGCUUUCUACGGAGCAGUCCCAUGCUUCCAAGGCAGAACAGACUCGCACUGAUGCCUUGGGUUCCCAGAGUCAAGAUGCAGCAUCUGGUGAGGAAAAGUCCAUGGAGGAAGAAAAUGGAAUGCAGCAGAAGCGAAAAAAGAAGAAACGCAAGAACAGGGAAGAAAUGUAUGACCUUCUGGAUAGUCUCGGUUCCCCAGACUCAGAAGAGACUCCCUCCGAAAGCUCCAACCAUGGCUGCCCCUCACCUCCUAGUAGGGAUGAAGAGAUUUGGGAAAGCGAGUUCCAAGAAAGAGGGGGAGGACGCAUAAAGGCCAAGAAAAGUAAAAGCAGGAUGAAGCUACCGGAGGAAUGGAGUGCUCCUUCAACCGUAAUGGACAUGGACUUUAGCAGCCCUCAUUUGGGUGAUUCAAAACCCCCAUCCAGUGCUAGCAUAGAUCAGGGAAGUGCACCGCCCUCACUCACACCUGAACCUCCGCACCUCACGGACACCCAAGCAUGCAGACCCCAACCAACUGGGCAGGCAAGCACUGAGUCCACUGCGAAUCCCGUAGGUGACUCAACUCACAAGAUUGACAGGGAUAUGUUUGAUAAGGAUAAAUUGACUAAAGAUGAUAUCAAUAAGUCUAACCUAGAGUUGCCUGGUAUUCAUCCAGGCAUGGACUUAACUGAUCCCAACCAGAAGUCAACCCUUACCCUCAGUCCAACUCAGAGUGUUAUGUUCCUUGACUCAGUGCUACAGGAAGAGACCCCAGAUGCGAGCCCCCCAUCCCAGAGCACCCCUGUGAAAACUCCCAUCCCUCACACCACUGCCCCAGAGGCUGCUCCUGAUCUGACCACUGGCUCACUGUCCGCCGGCACAGACAUCCCUGCCUGUCAGAGUGCACCAGCUGUUAGUCACUCUUUCCCAACAAUUCCCCCCAGCACCGCAGUGAGCUUAAAACCCGAAGCUACGCCUUUCAUCCCUUCACAAACAGAGCAGAAGGAGUUCCUGCCGGCACAGCCCCCCCUACUGGAAGUGAAAGAAGACAAGACAGCCAAAGAGAAAAUGGAGAAGGUGGAAACUGCUCCGAAGAUGGAAAACAUCAACGUAAUUGAGAAGCAGGACAAGCCUGAGAAAAUAGAGAAGAUUGAUCACCUAAACAAGAAAGAUGAGAUCACGAAGAAAACAGACAGUGUGGAUAAGACUCAGAAGAGUGAGCAGAUCAUCAAAGAUGAGAAGAAAGUCGAGAAAGAGGAGAAACAUGACAAUAAAGCCGAGAAAAACGAGAAGGUUGAGAAAGUAGACAAACCUGAGAAGACAAACAAGGAGAAAGAGGAGAAGAAAGACAAUGGAGAAAAAGUGGACAAGACAGCCAAAGCUGAGAAGAAUGCGACGGCUGCUAAAGGACCUGCUAAGUCUCCAACAGCUAAUGGGAGCAAGGACGUGACCAGCUUGGAUAGUAAGGCCAAGCCUUCAGUUGGGUCAGCCAAACAAAGCUCAGCAAGACCAAACUCGCUGUCCACUGGAGACAGUGCAGGUGCCACCAAACGCACCUCUCCCACCACCAACUCUGCCAGUAAAAAAAGCCCUAUGCCCAAGGCAACAACCCCCACUGCUGGCACCAAGAAAACCCCCACCACCACAUCUGCUGUUGAGACUAAGGCCAAGUCUUCUGAGACAGCAACUCAGCGUCGCCCUCCAGUGCCAAAGGCUAAAGCUGCAUCUGCUCCCACAUCUAAAAAUGGCUCCAGCACCCCAACUACCACCACUGCCCGGCGCUCCUCUGCUACAAAAACUGAAAACCAAGCAGGAGAGGUGAAAAAGACAAGUGCAAAGACAACACCAGUUAAAACAACUCCAAAAACCACUCGCACACCACCCUCUGUCACCAGCACGGCAGCCACCAAUGGAACCCCGACCCCUCGUCCCUCCCGCAUCACCAAACCCCCCGUACCUAAGCAGACUCCCCUAGAGAGGAAGCCUCCUGUACCUCGAGCCCCCCGAAACGUCCGGCCCACCAACGCACCACUGCCGGAUCUAAAAAAUGUGCGCUCGAAGAUCGGUUCCACCGAUAACAUGAAGUACCAGCCUGGAGGAGGCAAGGUCUCUGCAGCCCAGGGCAAGACUGAUGCUCUGCCAAAGACCAGCCAGGGCAAAGUUCAGAUAGUCCACAAAAAGCUUGACUUCAGCCAUGUCACCUCCCGAUGUGGCUCCAAGGACAAUAUCAAGCAUGUUCCUGGUGGAGGAAAUGUUCAGAUUUUAAAUAAAAAGGUUGACUUGAGCAAAGUGACCUCUAAAUGUGGAUCCAAGGACAACAUAAAGCACAAGCCAGGUGGUGGUGAUGUGAAGAUUGAAUCCCAUAAGGUUAACGUCAAGGCCAAGGCCAAAGUGGGAUCGAUGGACAAUGUAGGCCAAGAACCAGGAGGUGACAAUGGCAAGGCUGAGGGGGUUCAGCAGAAAUCUGAGGGAAGCCCAUCUCCCCCUGCUGUCUCUCCACCUGUGCAGGCAGGCAAUGGGGCAAAGGAGAAUGGGCUGAAAGAGAUAUCUCCUGCUCCCGUACCUUCUUUGGGAGAGGGGCUCCGGGACUCCCAGGGCUUAGACAAGAGCAUCCCUGGGACAAAUUGAGUCCUACAAGCUGAACUUCGGCGAGAACGCACGAGCUCGCACGGACCAUGGCGCUAAAUCAUCUCCUGGUCCCCCUUGAGUGGCAGCCACCCCCACCCACAUCGCAGCACCUCUCUCAGUGUUUCUCUGGGGUCCGCCAUGUCCUCACACUCAACCCAGCUUGUCCCAUUCACUCAGCCUUGGGAUGGGUGCAAACAAGUACACUAGCAGGAGAAGGACUCUGUUUUCAACAGCCUGCCCCUUUAAAAUCUUCUCAUUAUCUUUUUCUCUCGUUUACAGUUUUCUUAAUUUUUUCUUUGCUGGGGGAGCACCAGUGAGAUCGUGUUUUGGGAAAGACCAAGGCUCUGGCUUAAUUUAUAGCGCUUCUGUUUGGUUUGAGACUAGAUUUGAGAUGUCUUCAGACGGCUGGAGAUGGAGGUGGAGAUAGAUGCUCCAGCCACGUAGCUUAUAUUGACAUUUUUGUUAAAAACCACAGCAUUUUGACCAUCAACACCAGAGUUUCCGUUUAAACUUACUACAAGCCUGUGCUAUCCGUUAGACAGACCUAAAUUGAAACUUUUCUGUCUGUAUGUAUUUGGCAGUAAACGUUCUCCAAUGGGAACCCCAGAACUCACUUGAGAUGUAGCUUAUUACAUCAUAUUAUGGCAGUUAAGCUCCCUGUAUUGUUAGUAUAUGGGGCUGUCUGAAGUUCCAGUCAAAAGGGACGAAUCAGCCGCCAUCCAUCUGUCUGCUCCCUCCGCUCCACUGACCCUGUCCACCUCACAUGAAUUAUAAACCCUGGUCUCCCUCAGUAUUUAAAUGAGCACUUAAUCAUUUGAAACGUAUAGGUUGUUCAAACAAUAGCAUAUUUACAUCUUCAGUGAGUUUGCUGUAUCGUGUUUGCGUAAAUUCCUGUAACGAUGAGCUGUAUCAUUAUGAUGUCUAACCAUCAGAUUACAUCUUCCACUUUCCAUUUUUCUCAAAGCAUCUUGUGAACUAAUAGGACACAAAUACACAUGACACACAUAAACUACAACAUGAUACAGGAAGAGAUAAAGAAAGUGGCACGCAAACUAAACAGACAGGAUGGGAAGAGAUACAGAUGGAUGAAGAAAGAUGUCAGAAAGUUAAAGUUUACACUCCGUGUACAGGUCAUGAUUAUUUGCUCAAAGGUCCAAAUCAUCCCCACUUUCAAAUAUUGUACCUCCAAAUCUGAAAAGUAGACAACUGAACAUAUGAACCGGCAUGUGCGAGAGGGCCCAUUACAUUAACAGUGAAUAUAUCCUAAUUAAGCACUGCAGUCCAUUUCCCUAUUAUUUAUUCAGUGGCAACUGAUCAAUUGUUGUUUAGAAAUUACUAUUUAAUCGAACAUAGUCGUAAAUGCUAUUCGGUUUUCUUACCAAGUGAUGUGUUAUUCACAAAGUAGUUGAAUAUCAUAGUUUUAAACUCUCCAAACCUACUAUUGUAGGACUGCUUUUUGAAACUCGACUAGUGACACUGUUUAACAGUGAAUUUGUGGGCACUUUAUCGGUAGUAAUAUUACUCUAGAUAUAUUUAGUUGCAAAUGCCUACAGAAAAAAAAUAAACAAUUUGCUGUUGUUGGUUAAGAGGUUAUGUUUGUAUACAGGGUUUGAUUCACUACAUGUUGUGAAAUAUUCCUGGUAUUUUAAUGUGAAGUCGUGGUAGAUCAUGUGAAGGCGGUGAUGUUGUAAAAUCAAAGAAAAUCCCACAUAAAACUGAAACAACAGAGACCAGGAAGUAAUCAAUUAUGCAAAUAUCCUAUGAACAAAAUGAACUGACGAGCAUUUGAAAUGCACUUUAUGAUGGAUGUUUUAUACUACAAAGAGAGCGAUACGAUUGAUUGAGCACAUUUUCCUAAAUUUUAUCCCCUCAAAAAAGUCCCAAAAUGCAAAACAUGUACCUGUAUCUCACAGAGCAGUCUGUAAAUACAGUUUGUACGAGUGUGAGCAAGUGUGUUUAGUGUAGAGCUGCGCUUGGCCAAACUGUCCUGUCUGUAGUUCCUUUGUGAUUAGUGUGUACUGUUCAGGGGCUGUGCCAGUAAACUUCAGUGUUGUACUCUUAAAACAGUGAUCAUAACCUUUCAUGCCUUCAGACAGCUCUAUUUUGUCAUUACCAUGAUGAAUGAACACUCUCACAAUGUUAGUACACUUCUCACAUCCCCCGCACCAGUCCGCUCGACGCAGUUUUGUAAAUACACGUUUCACACUUUAUACCCCGCAGGGGGAAAACACUUCUUGAUUGGGUUGUAUAGAGAAGCAAAGUGAAGAUUUUGCAUCUAUGAAUAUUUCUCCAGACAGUAUUUUAUUCUUAAGUGAGUCUGCCUUUUUUUGUUAAAAAAGGGCUGGCAAAUAAGAAUGUUUUUAAAAUGUAUUGUAUUCAGGAAGCAAAGAAUAUAUAUUAUGUGUGUAACUUUUUCUCUUUGUCAUCACAGGUCACAUACUAAAUACAAUGUAAUCAAUAGGAGGAGGAGUGUGAUUGAUAUUGCCUAAGGAUGGAAAAAGGAUGUCCUUCUGUAUAAAAAAAAAGGCACAGCAUUCUGGUAAUGACUUGAGUAGCCUGACACAGGAUGCAGAAAGUGGGUCGAGAGGUUAGAGGUAAUCAGUAACCACAGGAACAAUGAUUCCUCCCACAAACUGCUCCUGACACAUAGACCUUGAAUGUUGUUUGGAUAUCCAUGCCGCACAUCUGUAUGAGACUAACUGUAACUGGUAGACUAAUCGGCAUGUUUAAAAGUAGAUAGAGCACUCGAAUUACGCAGCAAAAGAGCCCCCUAGUGUGUCUGUUAGGACUCACGAUGUGUGUACUUCCCAUAGAACACACCAAAAGAGCAUGCUGACAACAGUGGACUACAGACAUCGGUCCUAAAUUGGAUUUAAUGUCUCCCCCAAUUUAAGAUGUAUUUUUUGGUAUGAAA
This is a messenger RNA of Labeo rohita (rohu), 6241 nucleotides long. It is a transcript of the gene map4l, whose product is annotated as microtubule associated protein 4 like. The coding region runs from base 154 to 3327 and encodes 1057 amino acids. Gene Ontology annotation, molecular function: microtubule binding. The record is from RefSeq and is a predicted model, not a curated record. Gene Ontology annotation, cellular component: neuron projection. Gene Ontology annotation, biological process: neuron projection development; microtubule cytoskeleton organization. NCBI's taxonomy places the organism in Eukaryota, Metazoa, Chordata, Actinopteri, Cypriniformes, Cyprinidae. The transcript is spliced from 17 exons.